This is a messenger RNA of Myotis daubentonii (Daubenton's bat), 1820 nucleotides long. RefSeq lists its product as uncharacterized. Lineage: Eukaryota; Metazoa; Chordata; Mammalia; Chiroptera; Vespertilionidae. Bases 1 to 732 code for a protein of 243 amino acids. The record is from RefSeq and is a predicted model, not a curated record. The transcript has 5 exons.
AUGGCGCUGUUUGUGGAGGGCCCGGUGCCGUGGACGGGCAGCUGGAUUAUGAUAAUCCCUUCCGAUUUUAUCAACAAAGCUCUGGACGGAUCCUUUGGGGGUGCUCAGAGCAGCACCUCUCAAUUGGGAGACUCUUUUGUGCUCCUGCCGGGUGGCACGGGCGGUUCCCGUGGGGAGGAGGUGGUGGUGGGGGGAGGUAGGGGUGGGAGCAAGAGGUGGUGGGGCCACAGUGGAAGACUUAACCGGACCGAUUUCUGGAACAUUCGAGACUGCGGCAUCUUACAGCCGGACCAAGAUUUGGGUCUGCGCAGCUGGCGAUGGGCGGUCCGAUGGGCUUCAGGACUUGAUGGCGUAACCCUCUUCUUCCCCCACGGGGGACCAGAGAUUUGCAUUGACGUCUGGGGCUGCCCAGAGCUGAGCCCAGUGUGGGAAGGACCUGCCUUCUGGAAGCUGCUGCUCCCUGGCGCUUGCAAAGGUGGGCUGAUAAUGUGCUUGGACUCCUUUUCUUGCAAGGCUGCCAUUUUGGAGUCCCCUGCCAGAGCCGAUCCCCCGAGCCCAGCAGGCACCCUGCCGUCCCCGUCCCCGUCCCCGUCCCCAUGCCAUUCCCGACCGGCUGCGUGCAGCAGCCAUCUUGUCUUCCUGCCCAGAAACGUGAAAUGGUUUCUCCUCGAUCCAGAGGAGAGCCUUGCCCUCGCAGGCUGCCUGCCGGGGGCUGUCUGCAGCCAGCCUUAGAUCCUGUCCCUAGGUAGUCACAGAUUCUCGCAAAACCAGGUGACUUCCUUUUGCUUGCUUUUCCCGUCUCUGCUUUCACCGGUGGCAUUUUCCGUGGCACCCACCCACCUGCCGCAGUGCCCGCCGUCCCCCGCGGACCUGUCCUCCCCUUCACCAGCGGGGUCCUCAGAGCCACCCCUGCCCCCUUGGGCCCAGCUCCCAUGGGCUUCAUCCCCCCCUUUAUGCUCCUUUAGUUGUUGUUUUCUGUCUGUAAAUCUCACGUCACCUAUUAGAUUGUGAGCUCACACGUAGCCAGUGGGUGCCGCCUGCCUGCUGGGUCCCCCAUCCAGCUCUCUCACAGCGGUCAUUUCAUUUAUUCCUCACCCCAACCCUGCGGGGAGCACCCGUGGCUGGUAAGUGUUCUGAUCAUGGUUCGAACCCCGGUCUCUCAAAGCCUUUGUGUUUUUUUUUCCUCUCUCCAUCCUCUGUGUCUGCAAAAUGCCUUUGAACGACGAGGUAGGUCCCCCCCACGUGACUAUUUAAGGAAUUUUGUAAGCUCCUCAUGCGUGGUGGGACUUUGGGUAGCCGGUCCUUUUGCACCUACGGCCUGGGUCCCUUAGCUGGCCCAUGCCACCCUCAUUGACUUCAUCCUCUUCAGUUGUGGCCAGUUUCAUUCAUGAGGCCGGCUUCUUGCUUUGUAGCUGACAUGGAUGGAUUGACAAACCUCAAUGAUCCUGGAAGAGGAUGAGGAGGUUGGGUGGGGUAUGGUGUCUUCUGAGCAGAAAUCAGCUCCAGAACCCAGAAGGGAGUGGAGAGCGUGGGAGGCAGGGAGCAGGGACAUGGAUUGCUCUUGCACAGACGGAGGUUUGCGUCUGGACCCUGCCUCGUCUUUACCGGGUGGUUUUAGACAAAUUACUUGAUCUUCCUAAGUCUCCGUGUCCUCAGUCAGAGAGAUGGAGCCACUGUGACUACACAGAAUUGCCUGAUACCUUGCCAAGCAAAUAGGUUCCCGACCGAAAGUGUGGCUCCCUUGCCCCUACCCAGUAGGUUCGCAGGGACGUGAGGAAGGAACACAGCAGUUGGCUGGGCUCGAGAAGAAAUGGGGGCGA